AUGGUAGAAGACUCAAGUUUGAACUCCAACAAAUCUACAAAGGCUAAAACAACACGUCCCAAGGCCUUAAACUUGUGGACAGAAGCUGAUGUACAAAAGUGGUUGCGACGACAUUGCAGCGAUUAUUAUAAUAUGUACUGGGAGAGGUUUCAUGAGCAUGACAUAACAGGUAGGACUUUAGUCCGUAUAAAUGACAAUACGCUGCUCCGAAUGGGAAUAAUGAAUAAAGAACACAGAGAGGCAAUUUGGCGAGAGAUACUGAAAUUAAGGUUGAAGGCUGACAUAGUAGAAAUUAGAGAUUUAGAACGAAGACACAACUAUUUCAACUAUGAUUUGUGA
Molecule: messenger RNA, 339 nt
Organism: Arctia plantaginis
Lineage: Eukaryota; Metazoa; Arthropoda; Insecta; Lepidoptera; Erebidae
Source: the annotation of a GenBank genome assembly